AUGGUUCAGAAGUUUCCAGAUAUGGUGCGCCUUGCAACACUUCGCUCCGCCUGGCCACGCCUUGCAACGCCUUCUCACGCCUUCCCAGCACUAAACGUGCAACUCGCGAAACAACUGACCGCCUCGGGCGUUUUCCUCCCGCCUCGCUCCGACGCGCGCGAAGGCAUGCCUUUGAAAACACUGGGAAUGGAGGAGACGGAUUAA
Molecule: messenger RNA, 204 nt
Organism: Prunus armeniaca (apricot)
Lineage: Eukaryota; Viridiplantae; Streptophyta; Magnoliopsida; Rosales; Rosaceae
Source: the annotation of a GenBank genome assembly